Loxodonta africana (African savanna elephant) is the source of this 6981-nucleotide messenger RNA. RefSeq names its product potassium voltage-gated channel subfamily Q member 2 (gene KCNQ2). The record is from RefSeq and is a predicted model, not a curated record. Gene Ontology annotation, cellular component: membrane; voltage-gated potassium channel complex. Gene Ontology annotation, molecular function: voltage-gated potassium channel activity. NCBI's taxonomy places the organism in Eukaryota, Metazoa, Chordata, Mammalia, Proboscidea, Elephantidae. Gene Ontology annotation, biological process: potassium ion transmembrane transport. The transcript is spliced from 16 exons. The coding region runs from base 27 to 2657 and encodes 876 amino acids.
CCGCGCCCGCCGGGCCGCCGAGCACCAUGGUGCAGAAGUCGCGCAACGGCGGCGUGUACCCCGGCCCGAGCGGGGAGAAGAAGCUGAAGGUGGGCUUCGUGGGGCUGGACCCCGGCGCCCCCGACUCCACGCGGGACGGCGCGCUGCUCAUCGCUGGCUCCGAGGCCUCCAAGCGCGGCAGCAUUCUGAGCAAGCCGCGCGCGCCCGGCGCCGGGAAGCCCCCUAAGCGCAACGCCUUCUACCGCAAGCUGCAGAAUUUCCUCUACAACGUGCUCGAGCGGCCGCGCGGCUGGGCGUUCAUCUACCACGCCUACGUGUUUCUGCUGGUCUUCUCCUGCCUGGUGUUGUCUGUCUUCUCCACCAUCAAGGAGUACGAGAAGAGCUCCGAGGGCGCCCUCUACAUCCUGGAAAUCGUCACCAUUGUGGUGUUUGGGGUGGAGUACUUUGUGCGGAUCUGGGCGGCCGGCUGCUGCUGCCGGUACCGUGGCUGGCGUGGGAGACUCAAGUUUGCCCGGAAGCCUUUCUGCGUGAUCGACAUCAUGGUCCUCAUUGCUUCCAUCGCUGUGCUGGCCGCCGGCUCCCAGGGCAACGUCUUCGCCACAUCCGCGCUCCGGAGCCUGCGCUUCCUGCAGAUUCUGCGGAUGAUCCGCAUGGACCGCAGAGGGGGCACCUGGAAGCUGCUGGGGUCUGUGGUCUACGCCCACAGCAAGGAGCUGGUCACCGCCUGGUACAUUGGCUUCCUCUGCCUCAUCCUGGCCUCAUUCCUGGUGUACUUGGCAGAGAAAGGCGAGAACGACCACUUUGACACUUACGCGGAUGCGCUGUGGUGGGGCCUGAUCACCCUGACGACCAUCGGCUACGGGGACAAGUACCCCCAGACCUGGAAUGGGAGGCUCCUGGCAGCCACGUUCACCCUCAUCGGUGUCUCCUUCUUCGCUCUCCCUGCGGGCAUUCUGGGGUCUGGCUUUGCCCUCAAAGUUCAAGAGCAGCACCGGCAGAAGCACUUUGAGAAGCGGCGGAACCCUGCAGCCGGCCUGAUCCAGUCUGCCUGGAGGUUCUACGCCACCAACCUCUCCCGAACGGACCUGCACUCCACCUGGCAGUACUAUGAACGCACGGUCACUGUGCCCAUGUACAGGCUGAUCCCACCCCUCAACCAGCUGGAGCUGCUGAGAAACCUCAAGAGCAAAUCUGGUCUCACCUUCAGGAAGGAGCCUCAGCCGGAGCCUUCGCCAAGCCAGAAGGUCAGCCUGAAGGACCGUGUCUUCUCCAGUCCCCGAGGUGUGGCCACCAAGGGGAAGGGGUCCCCUCAGGCCCAGACAGUGCGGCGGUCCCCCAGCGCUGACCAGAGCCUGGAGGACAGCCCUGGCAAGGUGCCCAAGAGCUGGAGCUUUGGGGAUCGCAGCCGGGCGCGUCAGGCAUUCCGCAUCAAGGGCGCGGCGUCGCGGCAGAACUCGGAAGAAGCAAGUCUCCCCGGGGAGGAACCUGUGGAGGACAACAAGAGCUGUAACUGUGAGUUUGUCACGGAGGAUCUGACUCCUGGGCUCAAAGUCAGCAUCAGAGCUGUGUGUGUCAUGAGGUUCCUGGUGUCCAAGCGGAAGUUCAAGGAGAGCCUGAGGCCCUACGAUGUGAUGGACGUCAUUGAACAGUACUCGGCCGGCCACCUUGACAUGCUGUCCCGCAUCAAAAACCUGCAGUCCAGGAUAGAUAUGAUUGUGGGUCCCCCACCCCCUUCAACUCCCCGGCACAAGAAGUACCCCACCAAAGGACCCACAGGCCCUCCGAGAGAGUCACCCCAGUACUCUCCUAGAGUGGACCAGAUUGUGGGCCGGGGCCCAGCCAUGGCUGACAAAGACCGCACCAAGGGUCCAGCUGAGGCAGAGCUGCCUGAGGACCCCAGCAUGAUGGGGCGACUGGGCAAGGUGGAGAAGCAGGUCCUGUCCAUGGAGAAGAAGCUGGACUUCCUGGUGCACAUCUACAUGCAGCGCAUGGGCAUCCCCCCGACCGAGACGGAGGCCUACUUUGGAGCCAAGGAGCCCGAGCCAGCCCCGCCGUACCACAGCCCCGAGGACAGCCGUGAGCACCUGGGCAAGAAUGGAUGCAUCGUCAAGGUGGUGCGCUCCACCAGCACCAUGGGCCAGAAGAACUUCGCGGCACCGCCCGCUGCGCCCCCCACCCCAUGCCCGCCAUCCACCUCGUGGCAGCCACAGGGCUGCCCCCGCCAGGGCCCCAGCUCCUCGCCUGUGGGGGACCCUGGUGCGCUGGUGCGCAUUCCACCACCGCCCAGCCACGAGCGCUCGCUGUCUGCCUACAGCGGAAUCCACCGGGCCAGCUCGGAGUUCCUGCGGCACGAGGAUGUGGCCCGGCCCCCCGAGGGCUGCCUUCGGGACAGCGACACGUCCAUCUCCAUCCCGUCCGUGGACCAUGAGGAGCUGGAGCGCUCCUUCAGCGGCUUCAGCAUCUCCCAGUCCAAGGAGCAGCUAGACGCACUUGGUGGCUACACAGCUGUGGCGCCCUGCGUCAAGGUCAGGCCCUACAUCGCUGAGGGCGAGUCGGACACGGACUCUGACCUCUGCACCCCAUGUGGGCCUCCACCACGCUCGGCCACCAGUGAGGGCCCCUUCGGUGACUUGGGCUGGGCCGGCUCCCGGAAGUGAGGCCGUGUGGCCGGCCGCUACCCUUGUAGGCUCUGUGCUGAGGUUUCCAGGAGGACCCGUUUCUUAGAGUCUCUGGGCCAGGGGAGGCCACCCUGCUGGGGUCUGGCUGGCUCUUAUGGGGCCAAGGGUGGGAAUGGGCUCGGAUGCCACCCAAUGAGGCUUUACCAGCUCCUGUUUCCAACAAGGACCAAGGGCUGCUGGGCGUGGAGGCCCCAGGAGCCUGUAUGGCUGCCGGCCAGUCCAUUUCCCCCUGCUGUGGGGCUGGAGGGGUGGCUGGGGGAGGGGAUCAGGCCUGGGUGCAGUGGGCAGCGAGGGGAAGGCUUUUCCCAACAGGGUUGUUCUCAGUAGAUGGCUGGCCACCCAGAGGCCUGACGGGGAGGAUGGUGGGUGCCAGCCACAUUGGACCUGGGUCUCUGAGUUCCCUGUGCUGGCACCAGCCAGCCCUGGUGAGACGUUGCUCCUAGCCCUCAGAUGUCCGAUCUGUAAAGCUGCCAUUCAGCACCUUCUCUGUCCCCUCCUGUCCCUGAGGGGUCCAUGGUGGAAGCUGCUGUAAGUUCACCGCCCUGGGGUCCUGGAGCAGAGGAGGGUCCAGGCCUUGGGGACCAGACCUGAGCCACACAGUGACCUUCUGAGAUCUGCCCAUGGCCUUUCUCCUGGGGAAGGGGUACUCCCAGCAUGGCCUUGAGCUACUGCCUCCACACACACCGGAAAGGGAGACCCUCGCGGGGGAAAGCCAGUGACACUGGGGAAGUGGAGGGCCAGGCACCCGCUUUGUCCUCUUUCUCUCUGAUUGCAUGGAGCUGGGCUCGGCGUGUGGCCAGCACCUCGACAAAGACCCAGUCGCCAAGGGGGAAAGCUGUGACAGCAGCAGUGUGAGUCUGGAGUCCUGGGGACAGGUGGCCGGGUACGGGUGGAAAGAUUCUCAGCUGCCGAGUGGUCUGGGGCCUGCCUGGCCACCACACUGGACGGGGUCCGUAGACGCCUAUCCUUACCUGGGGCCCCACCUAUCUGCUCCCAUAGAUGCCCUGACAGGACCUGGAGAGGGCAAUGCCAUUACCAGCUGGGACCAGGCUCCAGAGUGCCAGGCUGGUCUCCCCCACACUGUCGGGAGCAGAGGCUUGCCCAGCCUUUCCCUCUGGGACAGGCAGCGCUGUUUCCCAGAAUGUCCCUCCUGCUGACCACCCCUCCCAUCCCCUGGCCCAGCCCCAGCUGUGACUGCUAGGUACCAUGUGGAGGCCAACCCCCAGGCACUUCCUGGGCCUCUCAGCAUGGGAGUUGGAACCUCCCAUUGCCCACCCCGCAUGUGGCCGGGACCCCCAUGCUGGCCCCCUUGUAGUCAGUGUCAAGCAGGCACCUGCAUUUGGAAUGGUGGGAACUACAGGGCUGGGGACCUGGUGGUCCCUGAAGCUAGUGACCCACCCUGGUGGAUUUGAGGCAUGUGCCAGGCUGAGGCCAGCCCGCAGCCCCAUACAGCCAACACCCCCAAGAACAUGAAGAGAAAAACUAUGUGCUGUUUGUCACACUUUGUUUUAAAUCAAUUCUGACUUGAGCCGCUUGGCUCUGUGGACAGCCUGUGGCUGGAGGUCUUCUUGCUGCUGGGAAGGGUCUGGAGAGCAGCUGCCAGGAGUCAGGUGACCCUGCUCUGGGGGGGCCUGGGCCCUCGGAACCUUUGAGAAGCAGAGUCAGCAGCAGGCCACUGCAGGCCUACGCCUCCUCCCAGCUGUCAGGGCACCCCAGAUCCUGCUCCAUCCUGCCUGAUUCUGCUGGAUCUCACCCAUCCCAAUGGAUCCCAUCCCAUCCCAAGGCUACCUGACUCUGCCCAAUCCCCCACCAUAUCCUACCACAGGACACUUGUCUAUUGGCUGCUCUGCCCCAGUCCCCCGUGCUUGCCCAGAGGUCGCCAGGGCCAGGAGUGAGCCCUGGGCCACGGAGACAGCACAGCCCCUCUGCACCUCCCCCUGUGUCUCUUGCCCUUGGGCCCUGAAGUGGCGUAAAGCCCCCUGCAGUGUGGACACCCUUGGGUACUUCUUCUGCGGAUGUACAGGACCAGGCAGACUGGGCGGUCCCUCCUGUUGCCACCUCCCCAAGGGCGAGGCUGAGACCCAGCUGAGCCCCCACUGCCCUCCCUCUUGGGCUGGGGCUGCCUCCUCAGAGGCUUUCAGGCAGGGGAACAGUUUGAUCUCAGUCACCCCAGCUUCAGUACCCCAGAAGGAGGAGGAGGAGGUAUGAGUCCGGUCACCCGCUCCUCUGUGCCGUGUGUUCCUGGAAACGGAAUUUACAGCCCCUGGUCUGCAGAGCUGCCAAGGCAGGCAGGGCGGCUAAGGCAGCGGGAGCCCAGGUCGUACUGGGCAUGUUCUGUGAGUGAGGACCCUGGCUGCUGGUUCAUGGAUGGUGCCUGGCCAGGCAGGUCUCGCUUAGGGCGCAGCCUGUUGUCCAUGGAAAGAGAGAAGCACAGCUCCGUUUACGGGAUGGGCUGGGGCCAUUUGGGGACACAAUGGGAGGAGGAUCCCUCCUGGGGGCCCGCAAUCCAGCACAUCUCCCCACAGGGCCUACCUGCUGCUGCUGGGUCCCUGCCUUCGAGGAGAGAAAGGAAAGAGGCUGGAAGCUUCUAGGCAGGAUUCUGGACUCCCUUAGUGUGCAUGCGUGUGUGUGUGACAGGAGUGUGUGUGCCCAUCUUCAUGUGACUGUGUUGGUGUGGCUGAGAGCCAGCAGCCAUCCCAUGGUGAAUGUGGCAGACACUUCUCAAGACAAGCAUGUUUGUUGCCUCCUCCACAUGCUGUUGUACACACAUGUGCACAUGCACUCACAUUCUCAUACACCCACACACCAGGGCACACCCUCGCACACAUGCCUACACACACGUACAAAUGUGGCCACAUGCAGCGCAGGGCACACAAGCACACGUGUGCUCACACGUGCCACUGUAUACAUGCACACAUGUACAUGCUUACACAUGCACACUUUGUUCCUGACUUUGACAGACCUUUGUCUCUGAGUCUUUGGCAGGGGCAAAGAGGGAAUUAAUGAUUUUAGCAGUUGCAGGUGGCACUGGAAUGUUGGCGCACCCUGGGGAUGGGGUCCUGGCCACUCAGGCUACUGCGUAGAAGGCCCAUCUGGCUGUCCCAACAGUGAUGGUUCCCAGAAAACCCAGAGGCAGCUCGGUGGGUGCAGAGAAGCUUCGUGGUGUGUGGGGACCCCAUCUGGCACCAUCGUCAGCCAAAGCUGGUGCUGCUGUCAGCUCCCUGGGCCGUCCUCGGACACUGGCCAUCCCCAUUACCCUCCCGCCCAAGCUUCUGUGGUGCCUCCCUCCACACCUGGUGUUUUCUGGUCCAUCUCCCUGUGCCCUGGUAGAAUCUCAGGCUGGAGUGUCCCCAGAAGGUGGAGACUCAUCCUUCUCCUCCCCCACACGGGGCCCCACCUGGAGGCUGGACAGGUGCACAAGGCCAGGCUGGCCUCUUGAUGGCACCCCCCUUCCUGGAGGGGGCUUGUCUCAAACCUGUUUGGAGGCUCGAGAGUCACCUAGGCUCUGGGACCUGGUAUUUCACAGCUCCCAGCCCCCCGCCCCCACAGGUUUCUGCCCACCGAGGCCUCCUCUGUAGGGGGCAUGUGUGAUGAAAAGCCCUGGAAUCUCCCUCUUAAACUCUGAGUGUGAAUCACCCCAACCUUGUGUCCAGAGAAGCCACCCACCAGGCUGCCAGGGAGUGAAGUGCAUUUUGCCGAUUGGCUCAGUUAUUUAAGAUCAGUUUUCCUGCGUGCUAAGCUGGAGUUCCUGACAGAGUCGAGACGCUAAUACAGGGGUGGCCCCUGGGAAUGGAGAGGAAGCUCUGUCUCUUGCCUGCCCCCCACAUUUAGGAGACCCCCUUAGGGCAAGUGCCCUGCCUUCCUGUUGAGGAAUUCUUACUGGGAAGAAAGCUGGCCCUGAGGUAUUUCUAAAACCCUUCGCAGAAAGCCCAGUGGGCAAGGAGGUGCAGAAGGAUCUUUGUAGAAGCCCUGAUGUCCCUAUCCGUUUAAUACUCACCAAGCUGUAAGCAGUGUCCAGAACGGUGGACAUGGGCCCCCCUUGGCCUCCUGAUGCAAAAUCAAAAGGGCUUGAAACACCUCAGACUUCAUGGACCCCUUCCUAAACGGUGGGGUUAGGACCAGCUCCGCAGGGGAGAACUCAGGCAUCUGGGGUGCUCCUAACAAGAUGCGGCCUGUGUGGCCCUCCAGCUUGAUGGCAAGGCUCCGUGCUCCCACCCCUGUGCAGACUGGUACCCUAUCCCGGUGGACAUUGUCCUCACAUGGUCAUCAGCUGCCUGCGUCCAUGCUCCCUGACCCUCCCAUU